Messenger RNA from Theobroma cacao (cacao), 1560 nucleotides. RefSeq names its product GRAS family protein RAD1-like. NCBI's taxonomy places the organism in Eukaryota, Viridiplantae, Streptophyta, Magnoliopsida, Malvales, Malvaceae. The record is from RefSeq and is a predicted model, not a curated record.
AUGGGUCAUGGUUUUUUAGCAAAUGAGUUCCAGAAAACUGAUAGGAUCGAUGAAGUGAUCGGUCUUGAUCUCGAGCUUUCUGCCAUGGCCUUCUGUUAUCAGCCUUUUAUGCCCAUAAUGGGAGACAAUGCAUGUGGAUGGAGCCUCCCCUUCUCAGGAGAAAUCAGGGAUACUAAGAGGCUCAGACGAACUAUUAGCAUUCCUGAAUCAAUCGGAAGUUCUGGUAGUCUUUCCAGUGGUGGAAACAGCGAUAGCAGUUUGAGCCGCAGCGGCAGCACUAGUAGCUUGAAUAGCUUUUCAAGGCUGCAUUUCAGAGAUCAUGUAUUGACUUAUAACCAAAGAUACCUUGCUGCUGAGGCUGUAGAAGAGGCAGCGGCUGCCAUGAUCAGUUCUGAGGAGAGUGGAGGCGAAGAAGAUGAAACAGCCGAUGGGAUGAGGCUUGUUCAGCUUCUCAUUGCUUGUGCCGAAGCUGUGGCUUGUCGUGACAAAUCACAUGCCUCAGCUUUGUUAUCCGAGCUUCGAGCCAAUGCUCUGGUCUUUGGCUCUUCCUUCCAGCGCGUAGCUUCUUGUUUUGUUCAAGGUCUUGCUGAUCGUCUCGCUUUGGUUCAACCACUUGGGACGGUUGGCCUUGUUGCACCUGUGAUGAACAUAAUGGACAUUUCCUCGGACAAGAAAGAAGAAGCUUUGCGCCUUGUUUAUGAAAUUUGCCCACAUAUACAGUUCGGUCAUUUCGUAGCUAAUUCGUCGAUAUUGGAAGCCUUUGAGGGAGAGAGUUUUGUCCAUGUGGUGGACUUGGGGAUGACCCUUGGUUUACCACAUGGUCACCAAUGGCGCCACCUGAUCCAAAGCCUUGCUAACCGUGCUGGCAAAGCACCCAGCCGCCUGCGAAUCACGGCGGUUGGCCUGAGUGAUCAUAGGUUCCACAUCAUUGGUCAAGAGCUUGAGGCCUGUGCAAAAGACUUGGGAAUGAACUUGGAGUUCUCCGUUGUGAAAAGCAACUUAGAAAACCUGCGGCCUGAAGACAUCAAAGUAUUUGAUGGAGAAGUACUUGUUGUGAACAGCAUUCUUCAGCUGCAUUGUGUGGUUAAAGAAAGUCGGGGAGCUCUAAACUCAGUUCUGCAGAUGAUUCACGAGCUCUCACCAAAGGUUUUGGUGCUAGUUGAGCAGGACUCAAGCCACAAUGGACCCUUUUUUCUGGGGAGAUUUAUGGAAGCACUGCAUUAUUACUCAGCAAUUUUUGACUCCCUGGAUGCUAUGUUACCCAAGUAUGACACCAGGCGUGCCAAGAUGGAACAGUUUUACUUUGCAGAGGAGAUAAAGAACAUUGUGAGUUGUGAGGGCCCGGGGAGGGUUGAGCGGCAUGAGAGGGUGGAUCAGUGGCGUAGGAGAAUGAGCCGUGCAGGAUUUCAGGCUGCACCACUCAGGAUGAUGACUCAGGCCAAGCAAUGGCUUGGGAAGAACAAGGUCUGUGAAGGUUACACGGUUGUGGAAGAUAAGGGAUGCUUGGUUCUUGGUUGGAAAUCCAAGCCCAUUGUUGCAGCUUCUUGCUGGAAAUGUUAA